GUCAUGGCUGAGACUAAACGUGGAAAAUGUUACAUGGUUCCUUUUAACAAAACCUCUUACGCUAAGCCCUCUCAUUCCCAAUCCCAAAAUAAACCCACUGUCGCCGCUCUGCUGCAUUUUUUCUCAGGAACCCCUCUCGCCAUUUCUCCCUCUCACUUAAUCUGUAAUACUCUCUCUCUCUCCUCCAUCAACUCAAUAUUAUUAGCAGCUUGCUGUGAAGAGAGAGUAAGAUGGGGAGGAGGAUAUUGAACGAUGCCUUGAGGGCAAUAGUGAACGCAGAGAGGAGAAGUAAAUCUACUGUGGAGUUACAGCCCAUUUCUACUGUCAUGUCUUCUUUUCUUAAGAUCAUGAAAGACAGGGGAUAUAUAAAAAACUUUCAUGUUUAUGAUCCACACAGAGUGGGAAGGAUAACUGUUGAAUUACAAGGCAGGGUUACUGAUUGUCGAGCUCUCACUUACAGGCAAGACAUUAAGGCAAAGGAUAUAGAAGCUUACAGAUUGCGGAACCUUCCUACACGGCAGUGGGGUUAUGUUGUGGUCACAACUCCGGAUGGUAUAUUGGAUCAUGAAGAGGCUAUCAGUCGGAAUGUGGGAGGUCAGGUUCUUGGUUAUUUUCAUUAGAUGUGUCUUCUGUGUCAUCUUUUCAGAUUGUGAGAACUUGGAAGCUCAAAAGGACCAUGAUGGUUCUUGUUUUCUUUUCUUUUUUAGAAGGGUAAAUUAACUUCAAUUGAAGCCCGUAUCUCCUCUCUCUUUGAAGUGAAAUGAGUUUACUUUAGCUGUAUCUAAAGUAACAGUCAAUGGCUCCUUUAUCAUAUAGUCAAGUUCAGACUUUGCGACCGCCUAGAUGAUAUCAUGGAUGUGGCAAAACAUGUUGCUUGAGAGGUUCAGUAAGAUCGAUACAUGAAACACGAAGGAAAUUAGCUUACCAUGUGUACCUGUUGCAUACUUGAAGCAUUUUGAUUUUGAUUGCCAUUGGGAGCUCUUCAGGCUGAUUAUGCAAAGUAUGGGUAGUUUUCUCGUUUCUUAAAUUCCUCCUGUUUCAGGUCUCAGGUAAAAUCCUAUUUGUUGUGGCUUGGGACCAUGGGAAUUAGCACUCUCAUAACUGAUGCGUUUUGCAGCAAGUCAAUUAAUUUUUGGUAAAACAUCAA
Molecule: messenger RNA, 1147 nt
Organism: Populus nigra (black poplar)
Lineage: Eukaryota; Viridiplantae; Streptophyta; Magnoliopsida; Malpighiales; Salicaceae
Product: small ribosomal subunit protein uS8my
Exons: 2
Coding region: 231-620 (129 amino acids)
Biological process (GO): translation
Cellular component (GO): ribosome; cytosolic small ribosomal subunit
Molecular function (GO): structural constituent of ribosome
Source: RefSeq, a predicted model, not a curated record